AUGGAGCGGAUGACGCAGGACUCCCUUUUUGAGCCGCCGUCCAAAAUAUGCCGCUCCUCCUCGGAAAGCAUUCAACCCGCAAAAAGAGAGCAGGAUCGUAAUGCGAAGCUGGAAAAGAUGCGGACACUUGAGCAGCAGAUAAUGUAUGAUAAAGCGAAGACGGAGUGGGACCGGAUGAUGCACGAAACUCGUGGCGCUGCUGCCGCUCCUUAUAUGCCUCCUAUGAUGCCAAACUGUUCCUCACAGGCUGUAGCACCAGCUCCUCAGUACCCGUGUUUUGCAAAUCCGGACACAGGCGUGAUGAUGCAGGAGAGCUGUAGACGGCCUGUUUGUCCGCAGCAAAUGCCACCGGCACCACCACCACCACCAGCAGCAGCAGCGGAGCCGGCAUCGUCAGUGCCGCCGAGCCUACCUAUGAUGGUCUCGUUGCCACAGACAUCUGCACACAGCAUGCCAGCAUCGCAGCCGCUUAGGCCCUCUCUCAAUCCGUCUGGCUGUGGUGUGCAGUACGCACCACAUAAUGGCUUCAUGUAUUGUCCUUAUCCACAAAAUGUGUACCCUCCCGCUCCUCAGGGUUAUCAUUCCGCCAUUUCGUCGCCAUAUUUCCCCUCCAGCUUCCCUGCUGACGGUGCUGCACCUCAACAGUCCAGAGAUUACGGCAUGUAUCAGCAGGGAAUGCGAACGAUGUGUCCGCCUGAAAAACUGGGAUGCGAAAUGUGGGGUCGGCAGCUAACGCCUGCCAAUGAAUUCGACAAUAGGUUCCCGAAUCAAAAAUUGCAGUAUCAUCCCAAUGGCGCAAUUAUGGAUGAAAAAAUGAUGGACGCGGUUGCCGCUAGUACAAAUCCAAUGUUCGCCUAG
Molecule: messenger RNA, 858 nt
Organism: Gongylonema pulchrum
Lineage: Eukaryota; Metazoa; Nematoda; Chromadorea; Rhabditida; Gongylonematidae
Source: the annotation of a GenBank genome assembly